Hyaloscypha bicolor E is the source of this 456-nucleotide messenger RNA. RefSeq lists its product as uncharacterized. Gene Ontology annotation, biological process: proteasome assembly. The record is from RefSeq and is a predicted model, not a curated record. The coding region runs from base 1 to 456 and encodes 151 amino acids. NCBI's taxonomy places the organism in Eukaryota, Fungi, Ascomycota, Leotiomycetes, Helotiales, Hyaloscyphaceae. The transcript has 2 exons.
AUGGCCAACGUCGAUGCAGCAAUAGUAGAAUCAUCGGGGAGGCCCAUCGAACUCUCGUUCCCUCUCCCAAAAUCACCAGACACCAGAAUUUACAUUCGACUCACCAUCCAGGCGACAUCCCUCCUCCUCCUCACAACUGCCAUGAAUGGCGACACCUCGAGAGCCGCACCCCUGGGAUCAUUCGUUUACGCCCUCCCCGAUAGAAUGAAUCCCGGCCAAACCAUCUCGACCCCGCUCUUCACCUACGAAUCCUCCAUCGAGUUCACCACCCGCCUAGCUAGACUACUUGCACGGAGAACGGGAAAACCGGUCUAUGUGGGAAAUUCUAUAAGCUUCGCGAGCGCUGGACUGGGCGGUACUGUGGAUGAGGAGAUGGAAGGAUUCAAAAAGGUUGUGGAGGUUGUAAUGGAUGAAGUCCGGAAGAGUGAGGUGCAAGAACUUGUUAAUGGGAGCUGA